Molecule: messenger RNA, 2094 nt
Organism: Peniophora sp. CBMAI 1063
Lineage: Eukaryota; Fungi; Basidiomycota; Agaricomycetes; Russulales; Peniophoraceae
Source: the annotation of a GenBank genome assembly
AUGCCAAUCUCGUUUUCCUCUCCCUUUAGGUCCUCAGCCAAACGUAGCGUUAUCUCAAGAGCCAACGUCGUACAAUCUGUCACUAUCGAAGACCGUGGAGACAUUUCUCCGUUGGAGAAAGAGCAAGACGUUCAUCCAUCCACCAAGCUACACAGAGCUGCUGCAAUAGCUGCAGAGAUCGGCUGGCAAGGAACGAAGGAAUUGUUGUACCUGCUGAGGGAUUCGACGGAUGUCUUUCCGCCGCUGAAGUCAUGCAUCGGAGGAUUGGUGGCGCUCGUCGAGAUAUGCGAGCGGGCGCAAGGUGUCUCGAAAGGAAUGCUGGAUGUGACCGGGCGACUCGACCGUGUAAUGGGCCUUCUCGCGAAGCGUUUGGCACAAGAUAACGCAUCGCUCAUAUCGAGCGCGAUCGACGACCAGAUGCAUGUACUCUCUGGAGCGCUCGUCAAGUUGGAGACCAUGAAAUGGCAGGGAGCAUUCGCUCGUGUCAUACAAAGCAGAUCUCUUCAAGGGGAAGUUGAGAGCAUAUGCCGCACUGUCGUUGACGCGAUACAGGAGAUACAACUCUCGAUUGGUUUGCUCGUUGAGAGAAACACAGGGGCGAUUCUUCAGGAAAUGGUCUUUCAGAGUCUCGGUCGCGCAAAAUCGGCGGCAUACACCGCCGCGACGGCUCCCUACGGGAUACAAAGGAGAAGCUGCACGCCGGGUACGCGUGUAAUGGACCUUGACCACAUCAUGAAGUGGGCAGUACGCACCCGAUACGAACGCACCCAACCAGUCUUCUGGUUGAAUGGGCUAGCUGGGCAGGGGAAAACCACCAUCGCGUACACUAUCUGUGAGCGUCUGGAACGGAAACGGGAGGACAUAUCAAUGGUCUCGCUCUUUUGCGCACGCCAGUUGGAUAGCCAUGAGGAGAAGCUUCUAGUGUCUACCCUUGCCUUUGAACUCGCCGAAUGCUCCGCGUCGUAUGCGUCCGAGCUCCGCCGUGCACUACAACAAGAACACAAUCUCGGAGACCAGAUAUUGAGCGUGCAGAUGUCGAAGUUGCUCAUCGGGCCAUGGAAGCGAAGUGCGCACGCCCGAGCGGAGUUUCAACCGACGAUUCUGGUGAUCGACGCGAUCGACGAGAAUGAUGCAGGGUUGGAGUUCGUCUAUUCGCUUCUAUCCGCCAUGCACGCAGGGCAGCUCCCGGGUCUUCGCGCGUUCUUCACCAGUCGCCCCGGCCCAGAUCUCAAAUCGGCGUUCGAGGGCUUGGGAGAGAAGAUGGUGUCUAUACAGACGAUGAACUCUGCUUUGGCCUUCAUGUGGCGCGACUCUCUGGAUAUACGGCUCUACUUGCAGGAAGAGCUCCAUACAAAGCUGGACGACGCUACCAUUGGCGAUGUUACGCGCGCGUCCGCCGGCCUCUUUCUAUACGCUUCCACGGUAGCGCGACUAGUCAAGUCGAAGGGCAAGCAAAGAACUCGGCGCGAGCAGGAGACGAGAGUUCGUCGGCUCAUCGAGGGCGCAACGGCGUCUCAAUCGAAAGACUCUUUCAUUGCCGAAGUCGAUGUGACUAUCCUCGAUAGUCUUUAUGGCGGUAUUCUGCAGGAUAUGCUUGAUGAUUUAGACGAUGAAGAGGUUUCCGCGAGACUGCAUGUUCUCAUGACGGUUGUCUGCACCUCCCAGAUACUGGAUGUGCCCCUCUUAGCUGCGUUGGCGGGAGUGGAAGAGGACCUUGUGAACGCGAUGGUUGAGGGCCUGCACGCCGUCCUAUACCUUGACGACGAUAAGCACGUGUUCUGGUGUCACAACACCUUUCAGGACUAUAUCCUCGGGACGUAUAAGGAGUUCAUUCCCCUCACUCGGGCGCGCGUCGUCCAACAUUGUCACGAGCUUCUGCGGACUUCGGCCGUCAGUACGACCGCCGAGAGCAGUAUAGCUUCUGGCAGACUCGCGUUCAGCUCAUGGAGAACGAGCGCGUCAUCCGCGCUACGCUGUCGCAAAUGGAGAGUCGUAUAUCGGACCCAUCCAGCCAAUAAGCUGUAUAUCAUCACUUGGGAUCCGCAACGAACAGGCAGACCAUUCUGGAGCGUUUGGGAAGGGCUUGGAGCAUGA